Drosophila sulfurigaster albostrigata is the source of this 1713-nucleotide messenger RNA. RefSeq names its product protein disulfide-isomerase A3. Gene Ontology annotation, biological process: protein folding; response to endoplasmic reticulum stress. NCBI's taxonomy places the organism in Eukaryota, Metazoa, Arthropoda, Insecta, Diptera, Drosophilidae. The transcript has 5 exons. Gene Ontology annotation, cellular component: endoplasmic reticulum. Gene Ontology annotation, molecular function: protein disulfide isomerase activity. Bases 124 to 1593 code for a protein of 489 amino acids. The record is from RefSeq and is a predicted model, not a curated record.
GUUCAAUUGUAGUAACGCAGUUGACCGGCCUAGACGGAAAAAAUUUAGCAGGCGGUGUUUAGACAGUAUUCAUACUCUAAUAUAUUUUAUAUUAACGCGAGUUGUUUAAUAAAAUCGAACAAAAUGUGGCGCUCAGUUGCUACAGUAUUUAUUGUUGGCUUAAUUGCAAUUGCAAAUGCCGGUGAACAGGAUGUGCUGGAACUCGGUGAUGACAAUUUUGUGUCGACUCUGAAGCAGCAUGAAACAACAUUGGUUAUGUUCUAUGCACCAUGGUGCGGCCAUUGCAAGCGCUUGAAGCCCGAAUAUGCCAAGGCAGCUGAGCUGGUGAAGGAUGACGAUCCUCCAAUCAAAUUGGCCAAGGUCGACUGUACCGAGGCGGGCAAGGAUACGUGCAGCAAGUUCUCGGUGAACGGUUAUCCAACCCUGAAGAUCUUCCGCCAGGAUGAGGUGUCACAGGACUACAAUGGACCACGUGAGGCUAAUGGCAUUGUCAAGUAUAUGCGCGCUCAGGUUGGCCCUGCUUCGAAGCAGGUGCGUAGCGUGGAGGAACUUGCCAAGUUCCUGGACACCAAAGAUACCACAAUCUUUGGCUACUUCAGCGAUGUGGACUCAAAGCUGGCUAAGACAUUCCUGAAGUUCGCCGACAAGAAUCGCGAGAAGUAUCGCUUUGGCCACAGCGAGGACAAGGAUGUUCUUAAGCAGCAGGGCGAAACCGAUAAGAUUGUGCUCAUCCGCGCCCCACAUCUGAGCAAUAAAUUUGAGGCCUCUACCAUCAAGUUUGAGGGCAGCUCCGAGUCUGAUCUAACCACAUUUAUCAAGGAGAACUUCCAUGGCUUGGUUGGUCACCGCACCCAGGACACAUCCAAAGAUUUCCAGAAUCCGUUGAUCACCGCUUACUACAGCGUCGAUUAUCAGAAGAACCCCAAGGGCACCAACUACUGGCGUAACCGAGUGCUUAAGGUGGCCAAGGAGUUCGUCGGCCAGCUGACAUUCGCUAUCAGCUCCAAGGAUGACUUCCAACAUGAAUUGAAUGAGUUCGGCUAUGACUUUGUCGGUGAUAAGCCCGUCAUUUUGGCUCGCGAUGCCAAGAAUCUCAAGUAUGCGCUCAAGGAAGAGUUCUCCGUCGACAAUCUGAACGAUUUCGUUGAGAAGCUGCUGGCCAACGAAUUGGAGCCAUACAUUAAGAGCGAACCCGUGCCCGAGUCCAAUGAUGCACCUGUCAAGAUUGCCGUCGCCAAGAACUUCGAUGAAGUUGUCAUCAACAACGGCAAGGAUACGCUGGUCGAGUUCUAUGCCCCAUGGUGCGGUCACUGCAAGAAAUUGACUCCCAUUUACGAUGAGUUGGCCGAGAAGCUGCAGGACGAAGAUGUUGCCAUUGUGAAGAUGGAUGCCACGGCCAACGAUGUGCCACCAGAGUUCAAUGUGCGCGGCUUCCCAACGCUCUUCUGGCUGCCCAAGGAUUCAAAGAACAAGCCUGUUAGCUACAAUGGCGGUCGCGAACUUGAUGAUUUCAUCAAGUACAUUGCCAAGGAGGCGACCACAGAACUGAAGGGCUUCGAUCGCAGCGCCAAGCCCAAGAAGACCGAGCUGUAAGCCAACAACACACAGCUGUGUCUGCGUCUAAAUUUAGUCUGUAACUAAGUAGCAUUUCCAUAUUUUUGUAAAAUCGAAUGCAUUCUCAGAAACAAAAAAUGAAACAAAAUGUAAACAAAA